Molecule: messenger RNA, 1089 nt
Organism: Trichomonas vaginalis G3
Lineage: Eukaryota; Parabasalia; Trichomonadida; Trichomonadidae
Product: IQ domain-containing protein D family
Exons: 1
Coding region: 1-1089 (362 amino acids)
Source: RefSeq, a predicted model, not a curated record
AUGUCUACAAAUGAUGCCUUAAAGGUUUCUUCUGUUGGUGCAAAAAGGAUACUGUGUAUACUUGACGAAUGCCGUAAAAGAGUUGAAUUAUCUUUACUAUUACCAACAAUAGGUGAUUUUAUAGAGUCAAAUGAUGAAAUACCCCCUAUAAUUAAAGAAUAUUCUGCAGAAUUUCAUAACCAUAAAAAGUAUUUAAUGGAAAUUAUGACGACUGACGGCUAUCCAAAACCAGGCUACGAAACUGCUUUUGAUGAAGAAGUUUUGAUAUGUAUGGAACUGUCAAGGGAACUAUCUCGUGAAAUGGAUAACUAUGCACAAUUAUUCAAACCAAUUAUCGAUCAAAGAAAUGAAGCAGUUGGAUAUAAACCAAAAAUUGUUCAAUACCUAGAUGAAAUGAUAAAUCUUGAAACUGAAUUUUUCUCAAAACAUGUUAAAGACGACAAAAAAAGAAAUCGAAUUGUAUCAGAAAUACAGCAAAUGGAAAAUAUAAAUAGAGAACAUAUAGAAAUACUUAAACAGAAAGAAAUCUCUGCUGUUAGAGAAAAAGAACUAAAAAUACGAGCAAAAGAAGAAGAAUUAGAUGCAAUUAAAAAACAAUUAGUACAAGCAAGAUCAAUGGAACUUCCACUACUACAAGAAGAUAAGUUAGAAGAUGAGCUAGGGACUCAUGAAGAAAAUCUUAGAAGUCAGCUUGGCGACGUAAGAAUUAAAAUAGGAAGUGCACAGAAAAAAGAUGUUGACCAUGAAGGUACAAAUAGAAGAUUGGUCAGAAAAGAAGAGGAACAACUUCAGAAUCUAAUUUCAAAGUAUGAUACAGAAAUGGCAGCUUUAGAGGAAGAAUCAAAAAAUUCAUUCGAAAAAAUGACAAAAUUAGAAGGAGAUGUUGCAAAAUUAAGAUGUGAACUAAUAACAUUAAAUGAGAAAAGAGCUCCAGCAAUUGCUGAUGAAAGAUAUUUCACUCAAUUACAUAUAAGACAGUCCAAGCAGAUGUAUGAUAUGCUACAAUCAAUCAAAACUCUUCAAGGUUGUGUCAGGAUAUUCCUUAGGAAUGCUCCGAAGCCAAAAAAGAAAAAGCAAAAAAAGAAGUAA